Messenger RNA from Diaporthe amygdali, 522 nucleotides. RefSeq lists its product as uncharacterized. The transcript is spliced from 2 exons. The record is from RefSeq and is a predicted model, not a curated record. The coding region runs from base 1 to 522 and encodes 173 amino acids. Lineage: Eukaryota; Fungi; Ascomycota; Sordariomycetes; Diaporthales; Diaporthaceae.
AUGCAUUUCCAAGCUGCCCUAUCUGUUGCCAUCUUCGGCGCAUCGGCGUUUGCCGAUGUUUCGCCCCGGCAAAACAGCUGCGUGAUGUGUACAGAGCAGGUCCCCGAAUGCCCAGUCUGUCCCGCCAACCAGGAGUGCUUCAUCAGUGACCCGGCCGAUUGCACCGAGUGCCCACAGGCCUACUGCGCCGUCAACGCCGCCGACGCGACACCGACGCCGACACCAAUCCUCGGGAGCACCAGCAGUAGCAGCGCCGACUUCAGCCUGCCCACCAUCUCGGAGAGCGAGACUGCUACGGCGUCGGCAACGACGACUGCGGCGUCGGGCUCGACUACCGCGUCAGGUUCAUCCUCCACUGGUGCGAGUGGCGAGAGCGGUAGCGCCACGGCCACGGCCAGUGCGCCGGGGGCGUCGUCGUCCGCGCCGAGUAGUGCAUCCGGAAGGAACGCCGACGUGGGUGGGAUGCUGAGAGUUGCGUUGUUGGUUGCUGUGCCAGUCUUGGGCUUUCAGGGGCUCUGGUAG